Sciurus carolinensis (gray squirrel) is the source of this 546-nucleotide messenger RNA. RefSeq names its product chromosome 1 C1orf146 homolog (gene C1H1orf146). NCBI's taxonomy places the organism in Eukaryota, Metazoa, Chordata, Mammalia, Rodentia, Sciuridae. Gene Ontology annotation, cellular component: chromosome. The coding region runs from base 1 to 546 and encodes 181 amino acids. The transcript has 5 exons. Gene Ontology annotation, biological process: synaptonemal complex assembly; reciprocal meiotic recombination. The record is from RefSeq and is a predicted model, not a curated record.
AUGGCGGAAAGUGUUGGGAAAGAAGAAAUAAAAUGGACAACCACAGUAAUUAUUAGCUCAUCUCUUAAGAGUUAUGAAAUUGCAACUGCCCUAGAAAAUCAAAGCCACAAGAUUCGGUAUUCAGAUACAGUGGAAAAUGGAUCAAUUAUAUUUUCUCUUUCUGGAGUUGCAUUUUUAUUAAUGGAUGCUAAAGAAUGCAUUAUGUCAACUGAAGAAAUAUUUCUAACCAAAAUUGAGAAGUUUAUUAACAUUCACCAAAAUAGUUUUUUGGUUUUGUUUGCUGCCCUCCAUGGGCCUGAAGAAUGGAAACUGAUGUUCAGGAUUCAGCAGAGAUUCCUGGGAAGUAACUUACGGAUACUUCCAGUACACAACACAGUAAAUGCUAUUAAUCUUAUGUGCACUGUAGCCAAGACUACCUCUAAACCAUACAUAGAUAGCAUCUGCUAUAGAAUGGUAACAACUAAAGCUUACAUCAUAGAGCAAAGUCCUGUUUGGAAAACACUUCAAAAGAUAAAACUGGGCAGAGAUGCAAUUAACCCAAAUUAG